AUGAUUGAAGGCCUCUACCGGAGUUCCAUAAUUACCACAACGAAAGCGGAAAUAGCAGGGCAAGACAGAAAGGUGUCAAACGAAAAUAAGGUGCUUGGAGUGCCACGCCUCAGACAGCUAAGGGUUCGAAAUGAUUCUUGUGAAGUACCAGCCAUAUUCACCAGAACUUUUUCUACCUGUUACGAUGCGUACUCUUCUGCUGCAGAAGAAAAGGAGCCAUUCGGACCGAGGAACACUACAGCCUGGAGAUACACCUCUAGUGAAGAAUUAGAUGGUAUCAGUUAUAUGGGAACUAUUUCGAAUUAUCACGGAGGAGGCUAUUACCAGGAUCUGUCUAUUGUACCAAAUGAGACAGUAAAUAUUGUGGCAAGUUUGAAAAAGAAUCUAUGGAUCAACCGAUCAACCCGAGCUGUAUUUUUGGAUUUUACCGUAUAUAACGCAAACAUCAAUUUAUUCUGCGUGAUAAAGCUGCUCUUUGAAUUCCCGCCGACGGGUGGUGUCCUGAGCUCUCAUGACUUCACAACCAUGAAGUUAAUACGUUAUGUUGAACCAUUAGAUUACGCUGUAAUGGGCUUUGAAUUUUUAUUUAUAUUUUUUGUCCUUUUCUUCACUAUGGAAGAAGUGAUAGAAAUGAUGUUUUUCAAAUUACAAUACCUCUUUCACUUCUGGAAUUACAUAGAUUUGGUGAUUUUACUGCUGUCAUACAUCUCCAUUGCCUACAGCUUGCAUAAACUUGUCAUCACAAGAGGUGUGUUGGAAAAAUUAAUAGAAAAUACAACUGAAUACUCAAAUUUAGAGUAUAUAGCAUUAUGGGAAAAACAGUGUAAUGCUGUAGCUGCCUUUCUUGUUUUCUUCAUCUGGAUAAAAGUAUUGAAGUAUAUUAACAUAACCCAUACAACAGCUCAACUCAAUGAAGCACUUAAACGGUGUGCUAAAGAUCUUGCUGCUUUUGGAUUACUGUUUUUCAUUGCUAUUUGUGCAUAUGCCCAACUGGGAUAUAGCCUUUUUGGAACAAAGGGAGUAACAGAGGCAACAAACACGAUUGUUAAAGGCAACAUAAAAGGAAAACUGCAUAUUCUCCUCCCGUCCCCUGCUUCCCCUGAUUCCCCACGCCAACCAGAGGAGGACACGCCAGGGUGGUCCUUGCAGUUGGCCCCCGGUCGGCUCACGGACGACGCCUCCCAGCCAGAGCUUCUUUUCCCGGACAUGGACCAGACCCAGCCACAGCCAGCCGGGGACUCAGAGGUCUCCCCCAAUCGCCACCCCCAGGUCACUCCGGAUGCCGAUGAAGACAUGCCACUGGUUCCUCCUGCACUGCCUCCUCUGCUGCUGCGGUCCACGCGCUAUAACCUUCGCCCCCGGCCAGGGCGUUUUUGCCUGUAUGCUCCUGUACCCAGUCUCACUGCCAACGCCGAGGUUUCAGAGGAGGAGGACGCCAUGGACAUGGCGUUCAUUCGCAGCCAAUGUUUCCACGCUUCCCACGGGGGAAGGGGUGUGGCAAGGGACUUCAGAGGAAUUGGAAUAUCUGUGGUGACUCUUUUGCGGACUAUUGUGGGAUAUAAUAUUUAUGAAUCAAUUCAGAAAGCUGAUUGGUUUUUUGCUCCUAUAUACUAUAUUGCAUAUGUAGUAUUUGUUUUCCUCAUAUUAUUGAAUAUGUUUAUUGCAAUUAUUGUAUAUUCAUAUUCAGAAGUAAAAGCUGAGAUAGCUGUUAUGGAUGAUGAUUUACAUUUGACUGACUUUUUGAAAAGACACUUUAAAAAUGUGAUGGAGAAGUUUGGCAUAUACAGCACAUAUGAGCCAAAGUCUAAGGACAAAGAGAAGAAGCUCACAUAUAAUGAUAUUAGAGAAAUUUUACGAGAGUGCAAAUUUACAGAUUUGGAGAUAGAAAUGUUUUUUGCAAAAUACGACAUCACAGGAGAAAGAAUAGUAACUGAACAUGACACACACAGAAUGUUACGUGAUAUGGGAUGGGUGGACAAGGAAGACGAAGAUGUGGAACCAGAAGAAGAUUCUGGUGUGUCUGUUGAUGAAUUUGAAGAGUAA
Schistocerca serialis cubense is the source of this 2043-nucleotide messenger RNA. Its product is annotated as polycystic kidney disease 2-like 1 protein. The transcript is spliced from 12 exons. Gene Ontology annotation, molecular function: calcium ion binding; calcium channel activity. Gene Ontology annotation, biological process: detection of mechanical stimulus. Gene Ontology annotation, cellular component: membrane. The record is from RefSeq and is a predicted model, not a curated record. NCBI's taxonomy places the organism in Eukaryota, Metazoa, Arthropoda, Insecta, Orthoptera, Acrididae. The coding region runs from base 1 to 2043 and encodes 680 amino acids.